Molecule: messenger RNA, 5768 nt
Organism: Stegostoma tigrinum
Lineage: Eukaryota; Metazoa; Chordata; Chondrichthyes; Orectolobiformes; Stegostomatidae
Product: zinc finger protein 271-like
Exons: 1
Coding region: 3209-4087 (292 amino acids)
Biological process (GO): regulation of transcription by RNA polymerase II
Cellular component (GO): nucleus
Molecular function (GO): DNA-binding transcription activator activity, RNA polymerase II-specific; RNA polymerase II cis-regulatory region sequence-specific DNA binding
Source: RefSeq, a predicted model, not a curated record
GAAGGAGCAGCUUUUAUACAAAUUGUAUCCCAUAAUAUCCACACCAAUCUUCAGGCAGUCUGACUGUCCUGUGGGUAAUCAGGGGUGGAAAUGUCCCUUAUGCUGUGUGAGAAGACCCAGCUGAGAGAGCUGUUUACUCGGCGCUUUGUGCUGAACUGUUUGAGUGUUGGGUGUUGAAUUUCCCUUUUGAUUUGCAGGCUGAGUUUUGUUGAUGGCUCAUUCCUGAAAUUGGAUGCCGGGUGUCUGAGGAUUCUCGUCAAUUUCCUGAUGUUAAGUUCUCUAUGUGUGUUGGGAAGUGGUUAUGAUCGUGUGAACUGGGAAUGGUUAUUUCUAUCUCUGUGUUGGGAUCUGGACGUUUUCUGUCUUUUCGAAACCUUUGAAGAGCUCCCACUACUCUAUCUUUCUGAUCGUACCAGAAAAGAGCUAAGACUUGUAAUUAUUAUAGGGCUAUCGUGGCCACCAAUAACCUAAAGUGCUUUACAGCCAAAGAAGUCUGUUUUGAAGAUGGUCAUUGUUGUAGCGUAGGAAAAUUUGCAGCCAAUGCGUGCACGGAAAGGCUUCACAAAUGGUAAAGUAGUGACGACCAGACAGUCGUUUUUGAUGGUGUUGAUGCAGAUUUAAUUUUGCCCACAUCACCAAUGGUAACUCCCAUAAUCUUCAAAAUUACACCAUGGAAUCUUUCACUCUCACCUUAGAGAGAGGAGAAAAAGCAUCUAUUUAACAACAUAGCUAAAUUCCAGCACCACUCAUAAUACAGCACUCUCCUAUCCUACAAUGGAAAUUUUCAAAAACUGACUUAGCAGCAUCAGAGAAGCAGGAAAGUUUGAUGUUUUGGGUCAGGACCCUUCUUCAGAAGAAACGUCAAACUUUCCUGCUCCUUAAAUGCUGCUUGGCCUGCUGUGUUCAUCCAGCUUCACACCGUGUCAUCUCAGAUUCUCCAGCAUUGGCAGUUCCUACUGUCUCUUCAAAAACUGACUGGAUGUUUGGUAGGAGCUAUAAAUCUUCAUUGAUCUUAUGUAACCGUCCAGGUUUCAGUUAUUAGGCAAAUACUGACUCAGAAUCAGAUGAGAAGACAUUCGGACAGAUUAUUACAAUUUUGGGCAAUGAAGUUGGUCUUCAAGUGGCUCUUAAAGGACAUCGCAAUGUGGAAAAGCGGGUAAGUUUUGAGAGGGAAUUCCAGAGGUUGGGGCCUUGGCAUUCCAAGCCACGGACCCCAGUAUGAGGGAAAAAAAUGGGAGAAGUUUAUGAGGCCAGAUCUGGAGUAGUACAGGGGCUUGACAAGGUUGUAGGAAUGGAGGAGAUGACAGAUAUAGAGAAGACAAAAUUUGUAGAAGGAUUUUCAAACCAGGAAGAGAGGUGUUUUCAGAGUGGGAGCAAUUACAAAUUAGCCAGCACAAGUAUAAUGAGUGAAUGGUACAUGGUGUGAGUGAGGAUGUAGGCAGCAAAGAUUUGGAAUGUUGAGGUGAAUGAUGAUGAUGAUGUGGUUUUAACACAUGCAGCAACCUUCUUGGUGAGGGACACAUUUUCUGUGCAUCCAGUGAGCGUAAAUAUCAGACAUUCCCAAGCUGCCUGAGGACUGUAUUCCCUUCUUUAAUUUUAAAGGUAGAAUGGGAUCAUUUCCAGAAGGUUUAACCCUAGAAUCCUUUCAUUUCUCUUUAAGUAAUUAAAAUUCCUGUAGAUUACUGAUGGUGGAGGUCUGGAAUAAUACAUUUCCCUGAGGAAGUGUUGCUUAAUCGGAGGGGCAGCACUAAGGGAGAGCUCCCUCCUCAGAUGGGCAGGAUUGAGGGAGAUUACUUAUUAUUGGACUUGUUAGUGAUUGUUUAUCAUUGUUGGCUUGGUCACUUAAGAGGGCAGUUCAGAGUCAACCAUGUUGUGUGGGACUGGAGUCACAUGUAGACAGGAUGAAGCAUUUGUGUAGAUUCCCUUCCUUGAAGGAUAAUAUUUGGAUUUUUAGGACAAACUAAAAGUUUUCACACUUUUAUUUCACAUGAAUCACAAACACCAGCAUGGACCGUUUGGCAAGUGACCAGUUUCUCACUGUCAUCGUAUGGAUUCAUUUGAACUCUCAGUCUCUGGAUUGUUGAUCCAGCUGUCAAAACUGGAGUUACAUUUCUUGAAAUAUCUUUUAAUGCUUAAAACCUGGGCUUGGAUUUGAUUUUUUUUCCCAGAGCUGUAGCUCACGACUGAACUUGGGAUGUGUAGUCUCAGUGAGUGCAGUGUGAAUAAUUUCCCAAGAUAAACCAGAACACUUCAACCAGCUACAUUAAACUGUCCUCCGCUCCAUCCCCUGCACUCAUGCCCAUUGAGUUUUCUGAAAGUAAUUUGAAAACAUAAGAAGAAAUUUUAUUUAUUUUAGUGUUUUUUAUAUUAAACACAUUAUGUACGGUAAGACUGGUCUUUACCAGCAAUGCACAAACUCAGCAAAUUGAGAGCCUGUUUAACACUCUGUCCAAUUGUCUUUUCCAUUGUUUUCAUGGUGCCUGGGAAAUGGGGGUCUGGAUGGAGGAGAGCAAGUAGCCACAUUGUCUACUCCAGGUCACUAUCCAGUGUCCUUACUGGAAACAGAGGGCGUGUGACAGUCAAGUGAGGAAAGGAAAGGACUUCUUUCUGAUCGACCUCCAACAUGAGGAAUAGCAGACUGGCACUUGCUGUUUAACUGUCUCACACUUAGGAAUCAGCCCCUCCAGCAAAGGAGGAGAGGGAGUUGGAGGAAAUCAUGUUUCCUUUUCCUGUUUUACUGAAGGAUUGCACCGUACUACACCAGAGGAUACAGAAAGGAUAGACAUCGCAAAUAGAUCCUGACCAUCACUAAAGGAAAAAUCGCACAACUGUGGGAAGAGAUCCAGUUCCUUCACAGCAGUGCUGAACACAGAGAAGAUUGGGCAGUGAACCUAUCAGCUGGAAAUUUUUCAGGUCAGGGAGCUUUGACACAUCACAAGAUCUGAAACUCUGAAGUUGAAUUUCCAUCAAAACCAACCUCAGGGUGAGGCUGGGAAGAAGUGGUUCCAAGUGUGGUGAAAACUUCAUUCAUUCGUUCAGCCUCGAGAACCACUGACUCAUUCCUAUAGGGGAGAGGCUGUUCAAGUGUGAGAAGGUUGCACUAGUUCAUGCAUCCUGUUUACAGGAUUCUUAUAGAACUGUUAACACAAGGGCAACUUCAUGAAAGGGGAUGGAUGAAGUGUGCAACUGAGCUUUUACAAAGUUAUCAAUGCUUGCGAACCACCAAAGCAUUCACACUGGGGAAAAACUGCUCAAAUGUGAAAUGUGUAAUAGGGCCUUUCCACAGUUAGCAGGCCUCGUGAACCAUCAACACAUUCAUACAGGGAAGAAACUGUUCACGUGCAGGGUGUGUGGUAAAUCAUUCUUACAGUCAUCGACCCUUCUCGUGCAUCAAAAUAUUCACACAGGAGAGAAACCAUUCACUUGCAAUGUGUGUAUCAAAUCAUUCUCGCAUUCAUCAACCCUCCGUGUUCAUCAACGCAUUCACACAGGAGAGAGACCGUUCACAUGCACAAAAUGUGACAAAUCAUUCUCUGACUCAUCACACCUCCGCAGACACCAACGCAUUCACACAGGGGAGAAACCAUUCAUAUGUGAGGUGUGCAACAAACCAUUCGCAUCAUCAUCAGAUCUUCAGAGACACCAACGCAUUCACACAGGAGAGAAACCAUUUAUUUGUGAUGUAUGCAAAAAAUCAUUCUCAUCAUCAUCGGAUCUCUGUGUGCAUCAACGCAUUCACACAGGGGAGAGACCGUUCACAUGCGAGGUGUGUAAUAAAUCAUUCUCACACUCAGGAAAUCUCCACACACAUCAACGCAUUCACACAGGAGAGAAGCCGUUCAAAUGCGAAGUGUGUGAUAAAUCAUUCUCUGACUCUUCGAGACUUCUGGUUCAUCAGAGGGUUCAUACUGGGGAGAAACCAUUUAAAUGUGGUGUGUGUGACAGAGCAUUUUCGCAGUCAGUGAGCCUCCGUGUACACCAACGCAUCCACACAGGGGAGAAACCAUUUACGUGUAAUGUGUGCAACAAAUCAUUCUCGAGGUCAUGGAAUCUCCUGCUCCAUCAGAGGAUCCAUACAGGGGAGUAAACUUUCAAAUGUGAGAUUUAUGAUGAAACUUUCAUGAUGGAGUUGACCAUCCAGAACAUGAAAAAAUGCACACAGUGGAGAAAUUUCCAAGAUGGUGUUUGAAACAAGGCUUUCACACAGUCAGUAUAUGUCAUGGUCUAUCAAUGCACUCAUGUGGAAGGAAUCCUAUCAGUGUAGGUUCUGUAAUAAAGCCUUGCACAAAGCAAAUACCUAGUUAAAUUCAUACUUAUCUGUCAUCAAAGUGAGAUUCUCUACGUAACUCACUGCAAAGGAUGGUAUUGGUUCAAGGAACAGGAAGUAGAUUUCACUCACAUCAUAACACCAGUACUGAGGUACUGCUAUCAACAGCAGCUCUCUCUGAAGGAAGUUGAUGAUGUUUGUACAGAGUGUAAAAUCUCCCAGGUUCAACAAGAAAUAACAGAAUAAAUAUGAACUGGAAGUCAUCAACUCAGAGAGACAAAUGUGCCUGAUAUUCCUUUCUCCAGAUUGUUCAAGAUCAGAUGUACAACUCAAGAUGUUGGGGCUUUCCAUAAGUCCCAAUUCACUGACUCUGUGGGAACUGCUUUGGAGAUAGACAUGUCUGACUUUAAAUUCCUGGGUGUUCGGUACCUUCUGGAAGAGAACCUCUGACUGAGUUUGAGUCCAAGACUUCAUAUAAUUCUGAUGUAUGCAUGUGAAAAAAUGUAGUCCAAUUCCUGAGUAUCUACAGACUUGACCCCAAUCACGCAGACUGAUUCUCUCUGUAACUCCCUGCUUGACAUUCUGACCAGCCCUCCCUACCACCAACACUACGAGAACUAACCUACUCUGACUAUACUCCACCACCUGUCCACACGCUGAUGAGCCCCAAACCUGAAAACAACUUCUUGAACUGACUGCACCCAAAAUAUCCCACCCAUUCCCCAAUCUGACUCAACUGUCACCUGACUCACAUACCCACUUACAUCAUCAAACCUAGCAACUUACAUUCCCAUUUAUAUGGUCUACCACCUGACUUAAUGAUGCACAGACCCAGUUGCAUAUGCACAAACAUUUGUGCAGGAUGUUUAUGUUAUGCUGGUUAUUACAGUAAAAUGGGAGUGUGUCUUCACUACUGAUUCACUUCACUGUACUUUGUGCAGAUCCUUGCACUCAUUCUCUUCACUGCUAUCUGUGUGGAUUCCUGUCCUGAGGGAGUUCUUCUGGAUGCUGCAUUGGAAGGCAGCAGAUUUUCUUUAUUUUUGGUAGGGUUACUGACCAAUACUGCAACUCCUGGCCCAUUGCUCCCAGGACCUGCACUGCCCUCGCCUCAGCACUCAGAUUCUUCCCCACCACUCCUUAAAUCAAACCUCUCCCUCCUUUCAGCUACUGAUCUCCCGGUUCUUAGCCUGCUAGUUGGAAAGGCUCUGAUGCAUUGAGAGACGUAGGUAACAGAACUUUUAAACAUCCUCAGAAGAGUUUACAAUAUCUUGUGAGGACUGUUACAAUAAAGGCUCUGGAUUACUCAAAUUAUAUGCUGACCAAAAGGUCUUGUAGGAUAACAUAGAACAUUACAGCACAGUACAGGCCCUUCAGCCCUCAAUGUUGUGCCGACCUGUCAUACCAAUCUGAAGCCCAUCUAACCUACACUAUUCCAUGUACGUUCAUAUGCUUGUCCAAUGAUGACUUAAAUGUAUUAAAGUUGGCGAAUCUACUAUAACUA